Messenger RNA from Acanthaster planci (crown-of-thorns starfish), 873 nucleotides. Its product is annotated as U4/U6.U5 small nuclear ribonucleoprotein 27 kDa protein-like. Gene Ontology annotation, biological process: RNA splicing. The record is from RefSeq and is a predicted model, not a curated record. Lineage: Eukaryota; Metazoa; Echinodermata; Asteroidea; Valvatida; Acanthasteridae. Gene Ontology annotation, cellular component: precatalytic spliceosome.
UUUUGCAAUCUCGUGGUGGCGUAUAUUUUGUGUGACUAUCCGCGCUGCUAGUGCGGGGUGCUGCAAUUUUAACGUUUUUUUCCAGCGUAAAUAUUAAGCCAAUGGGUCGGAGCAGAAGUCGAUCACCUGUAAGAAGAGAGAGGCGGCGAUCGCUCUCAAGGGAAAGAGACAGAAGAAGAGAAAGGCGACGAAGUCGUUCUCGAUCAAGGUCCCCAAGGCGUAGACGAAGAUCAAGAUCUCGCUCCCCAAGGAGACGAAGGUCUCGUUCCAGCAGCCCAAGAGGACACCGAAACCGGUCUCCAUCGCCGGGGUCCAGUAAGGAAGCGAUAACCCAGCCUAGCAGGCCUGUCAUUGACGAAUCCCAACUGGAAGGCAAAACAGAAGAGGAGAUUGAGAUGAUGAAAAUCAUGGGCUUUGCAGGUUUUGACACGACCAAGGGUAAACAUGUCCCAGGCUCCAAUAAUGCCUCCUUUGUAUCUAUUCAGCCCAAAAGAAAAUACAGGCAGUACAUGAACCGACGUGGUGGAUUCAACAGGCCUCUGGAUUUCAUUGCAUGACACCUGUCUGGUACCUGCUCCUUGAUCAUGUUGGAUAUCUCAAUCACGCUGGCUGAUUUCGGGCGGCUUGUUCUUGUAUUUUCACAAACACCUUGAUUUGUUGUUCGUGGGUCGGCCACCUGAACGCCGGGAACGCACAACCAGUUAUCGGCUGGUAGUUAGUGAGAAGCAACAUGCAACAUGGCGGUGUCCAUGUACGUCAUUUGAGAGUUAAUGUGUGGAUAGCUGGGCUGAAUUCUAAAUUUUUUAUUUAAACAGGAACAUCAUUUCUGUGCUGUGGAAAAUAAUUAAUGUUAAUUUUGCAAAACUUCCUAUU